AUGGGUAUCCUGCCUUGCGUGAAAACUUACAAUGAAGAUGAAUAUAAUUCAAGACAAAUCGACAGAGAGAUUAAACAUUGGAUCAAAUCUUAUAAUGACGCCAUAAAGUUAUUACUCCUAGGGACGGGUGAGAGCGGUAAGACAACUAUAAUUAAACAAAUGAAGAUUUUACACGUUCAAGGCUUCACGGCUAGCGAACGUAAAGAGAAAGCUGAACACAUAAGGCAUAAUACACACGAGUCGAUCUAUGAUAUAGUUAGGAACAUGGCAACGCUGAGUAUAGCGCUUCAGGAUCCGAAAAAUGUACAAUCACAACAGUAUAUACUUAAAAUAGGACCCGAUGGACCGUUGGAAUAUAAUGAGGACUAUUUCGACCACGUCAGAAACCUAUGGAAGGAUAGUGGAGUGAGAGAAUGCUUCAGGAGAUCAAACGAAUACCAACUCCUGGACAGUGCGGAGUAUUUCCUGGACAGAAUCGAUUUAUUAGCAAAGAGCGAUUAUUUACCCACCGAUGCUGAUAUACUUCGAUGUAGACAAAAAACAACUGGAAUACAGAAGAUUGAAUUUAAAGUUAAAGUACCCAAAUCAAUGCACGGUGGUAUACAAGAGUUUUGGAUGUUUGACGUUGGAGGUCAGAGAGGGGAAAGGAAAAAAUGGAUACAGGUAUUUGAAGGUAUCCACGCCAUAUGGUUCGUGGUGGCGUGUAGUGACUUCGACCAAACUCUUCGGGAGGAUCACACUCAGAACAGAUUGAAGGAAGCACUGGUGCUUUUCGAAGAUGUGUGGCAAAGUCGAUUUUUAAUAGAAGCAGGUCUUAUAGUAUUCCUUAACAAGCAAGAUAUUUUGGAGAAUAAGAUCUGUCAGGGACGCAGUAUAGCUCCGUACUUUCCAGAGUACCGUCAGUUUGAGAGCCAAGGUGAUGAAUAUACAAAGACUAAGAUGUUCAUUAGGAGUUUAUUUGUCGAUUUAACAACAAAAAAACGCGAACGUCGCAGGUAUACGGCCACAGCUGAAAAAUUCGUCAUAGUUGAGACAUCUCGACCCAGAGAAUGUUAUUUUCAUUUCACAACAGCUACUGACACGGAUAAUGUGAGAACGGUGUUCAGGGACGUGCAUCAGAUGAUAUUGACGCACAUGUUGAAUAAUAUUGGAGUUUAUUAA
Danaus chrysippus (African queen) is the source of this 1161-nucleotide messenger RNA. NCBI's taxonomy places the organism in Eukaryota, Metazoa, Arthropoda, Insecta, Lepidoptera, Nymphalidae. The record is from the annotation of a GenBank genome assembly.